This is a messenger RNA of Vanderwaltozyma polyspora DSM 70294, 1293 nucleotides long. Its product is annotated as glycosyltransferase family 15 protein. Gene Ontology annotation, biological process: protein N-linked glycosylation; cell wall mannoprotein biosynthetic process. The transcript has a single exon. NCBI's taxonomy places the organism in Eukaryota, Fungi, Ascomycota, Saccharomycetes, Saccharomycetales, Saccharomycetaceae. The record is from RefSeq and is a predicted model, not a curated record. Bases 1 to 1293 code for a protein of 430 amino acids. Gene Ontology annotation, molecular function: alpha-1,2-mannosyltransferase activity. Gene Ontology annotation, cellular component: membrane; Golgi apparatus.
AUGUAUAACUCAUUAUUUAAAAUAUACUUUGCAGUAUUUUCAAUAAUUUUGUUAUUUUAUCUUUUAAAUUCAAGACUUGAAUUAUCUGCUAAACUUCUUUGUAACCUUGAUGAUUAUUGUAAGAAAGAGAAACAGUUGUUUCAAGUAUCAAAUAGUUUGAAGGAUAAAUAUGAUGAAUUGAGGAAAGGUGAUAUAUUUGAGCCUUUAAAGCUUUCUUCAAGCACUUACGAUGAUUUCAUUUUAGAUGAUUCCAAGAAAAAACUCGAAAAGUCAACAAUUCCAAAAGAAAAUGCAACUUUAUUGAUGUUAGUUAGGAACUGGGAACUGGAUGGUGCUUUAAAAUCAAUGAGAUCGCUUGAAGAUAGGUUUAAUUGGAAGUAUAAUUAUGAUUGGGUAUUUUUAAAUGAUUACCAUUUCACACCAGAAUUUAAAGAGGCGACAGAGGCAAUGGCAAGUGGUAAUGUAUACUUCCAUUGGAUUUCCCCUGAUGACUGGGAUAUGCCAUCUUCGGUGAAUGAAACACUAUUUGAAGAACGGUUGGGUAAAAUGGAGGAAGAGGGUGUACUUUAUGGAGGUUCUAAAUCUUACCGAAACAUGUGUCGCUUUAACUCUGGAUAUUUCUUCCGACAAACAGUAUUGAAUAACUAUGAUUAUUACUUUAGGGUAGAACCGAACGUUGAAUAUUACUGUGAUUUCCCAUAUGACCCAUUUAGAGUAAUGAGAGAAAAGAAGAAGAAAUAUGGGUUUGUCAUAAGUAUGUAUGAAUUUCAAAAUACAAUACCCACAUUGUGGGAUACAGUUGAAGAAUACAUUACAAAAAAUGAAAAAGAUAUAGAUAUGUCAAGAAAUUCCUAUGAUUUUAUAACAGAUUCUGAUCCAAUUGGACUUUAUAAUCCAUAUUACGUUUCUGAUAGUGCAUACAAUUUGUGUCAUUUUUGGUCAAAUUUUGAAAUUGGUGACUUAAAUUUCUUUAGAAGUGAAAAAUACAUGAAUUACUUUAAACAUCUUGAUGACUCUGGUGGGUUUUAUUAUGAACGCUGGGGUGAUGCCCCAGUCCAUACAAUUGCAGCAUCAUUACUUCUGGAUAAAAAUGAGAUAAUUCAUUUUGACGAAUUGGGAUAUGGGCAUAACCCAUUCUAUUCAUGUCCAACAGCAUAUUAUUUUCGCUUAGUUCAUGGUUGCUUAUGUGACCCUAACGGUGUCAAUAGCAUUACCACCAACCCUAAUAGUUGUUUAAUGAGGUGGUGGAAAAAUGGAAGUGGUAAAUAUUUUAUCCAGGAAUUAAAAAAAUAA